This is a messenger RNA of Dryobates pubescens (Downy woodpecker), 1987 nucleotides long. RefSeq names its product schlafen family member 11-like. The coding region runs from base 1 to 1986 and encodes 661 amino acids. The transcript is spliced from 4 exons. NCBI's taxonomy places the organism in Eukaryota, Metazoa, Chordata, Aves, Piciformes, Picidae. The record is from RefSeq and is a predicted model, not a curated record.
AUGCCCAAAGCCUCAAAACAAGAUCAAAAACACACCCUUGCCCGUGCCCUGUGUGCCCUGCUGAACUCUGGAGGAGGGGUGGUAAAAGCAGAGAUUGCAAAUGAAGGCUACAGUUUGGAGAGAGAUGGCAUUGGAGCAGACUUAGAAGAGGCUUUUCGGUCUCUCCUUUUGAUUGUAGAGUGGGAAAAAUACCUGGACUUGGAACAGCAAGAAAAGCAGGAGAAAGCCAGGAGAAAUCGCAGCCUGGCUGCUGAAAGGGAUUAUGAGGCUUACAGGAGGGGUACUUUGCGGCUGAAUUAUGUCACGCUGGAACCACAUGAUGCAAGAGCUGCUGAAAGAUAUUUUAUCAGGUGGUACCCGGGUGCUAUCAGGUGGGUGCAGGAUGCUAUGAUGUGGUUCCCAUUUGAUAUCAGCUGUAUAAGAGAUACUGUAAGAGAGAACAGCCUUGAACCACCUGAUACAAUCAGCUGUACAAGAGAUGCUGAAAGAGAGAGCAGCCUGGAACCACCUGAUACAAUCAGUUGUACAAGAGAUGCUGAAAGAGAGAGCAGCCUGGAACCACCUGCAAAAAUCAGGCAGACAACAGAUGUUGAAGGGGACAGGAGGGAUUUCUGGAGUGAUCUUAUAGAGCUGUAUAAUAGGGGCCAACUGCAUCACGGAGAGAAGCUGCCUUUCACAGAGUCAAGAUAUGUGGCAUUUAAGCACUACUCAACGGACAACUUCCUGACUCGUGUCAGGGAAGUGCUGCCUCAGUAUAUUGCUGGGUUUGCAAACACAGAUGGUGGGUAUCUGUGGAUCGGGGUGGAUGAUGAUGGCAGAGUGCAGGGAUUCAGCUGUGAUGAUGAGGAGCAGAGAGAGCUAGAAGUUCUCAUCGAAUCAAUUCAUUGCAAAUUAACUGCCUUCCACAUGUGCCAGAUGCGUGACAGGUGCUGCAUAGACUAUCACCACAAACUAUUCCCAGUGUGUGGAGCAGAUGGAGAGCGCUGUGGCCACGUCUGUGCUGUGAUAGUUCAGCCCUGCAGAUGUGUCCUGUUUGCUGAAGCCCCAGACUCAUGGGUCGUGGAAGAUAACAAGAUCAGCAGACUGGAAGCAAAGAAGUGGGCUAAGAGGAUGACCGAUACGGAUCCAGAUCUUGCAAGGCUUUCUUCGACCUUUAGGCAAGAGCUGAGUCUGACAGGGAGGCCACCUCUUGCCAAGGCAGUUUAUUCAGCCCAAGGAGCUGACAGUGCUGCUACCCUUUGUGAGAACCUCUUUCCAGUGAGACCUGCCAGCAUCACAUGUACCCCAGAAAAACUCAGGGAAGAUCUCCUCCAGGAGCAUCCAGGAUUGGAUAGCUUAAUUGAAAGCCAACUCCAGCCCCUCUCAGAGGGAGUUCUGAUAUUUUCCAGGAGCUGGGCUGUUGAUGUCGGCUUGCCAGCAAACCAGCUCAUCAUUUGUGAUGUUCUCCAAGUAGCCAAGGACAGGCCACCUAUCCUUUAUACAGUCUGCAAGCAGAUCUCAGAGGCCUUGGUUGGGUACUCCAGGAGCACAGCCCGGAGGCUGAAGGAGAAAUUAGUCAACACAGGAGGCUAUAUCCACAAGCUGUGUGUAAUACCCAAGCUGCUGACAUUGCCUGCCCAGGGGAGCUGUGGAGAAGAGUGGGAUCAGAACAUUGAACAGAAGUAUCCCCCUGGCUACGGCCUGGUCAGCAGUGGCAACCUGAGGGACCUCUUGCAUGCUCUCACAUUAGCUCUGCUGACUUUCAAGUCCUUUUUAAGUGACAGAGUUGGCUCUGAGUUUCUGAACCUCUUGACCCUCAGACAAUACCAGGUGCUGUCAGAAAAUCUUCCCAGAACUAAGAAGCUCUAUGUGUAUGGUCUGCCAGGCACAGGGAAAACAGUGGUGGCCCUGAAGAUCAUGCAGAAAAUAAGACUCAUGCUGCAGUGCUCACGAGAGGAAGUUCUUUAUAUCUGUGAGACCAAGGGCCUGAGAGAUUUUGUGCGGUAAG